Messenger RNA from Chelonus insularis, 2049 nucleotides. RefSeq names its product AMP-activated protein kinase alpha subunit (gene AMPKalpha). The record is from RefSeq and is a predicted model, not a curated record. The transcript has 9 exons. Lineage: Eukaryota; Metazoa; Arthropoda; Insecta; Hymenoptera; Braconidae. Gene Ontology annotation, molecular function: protein serine/threonine kinase activity; ATP binding. The coding region runs from base 311 to 1870 and encodes 519 amino acids. Gene Ontology annotation, biological process: intracellular signal transduction; protein phosphorylation. Gene Ontology annotation, cellular component: cytoplasm.
GAUGUAAAUAAAUCAUAAUAAUAAAGUAUUUUCCGAACACAUCUAAGUGCGACAUCAUCAAAAAGUUGAUCAACAAAGUAGUGAGAAUGAAUUGUCAUUGAAUAAGAACUUGAGUUUAAAUUUCGGAAUAAAUUAUUGGAUUGAUAUGUAAAAUUCAGAAUGUCCCCAGAUUUUCCUGUUGUCUGACUUGAACAUUUGUGGUGUGAUCCAAUUGUUAGGCUCACCUUUUUUUCUAUUAUUCAACUUAAGAACUUAUAUAUGUAUACAACUUUAUUUUCUCAAUAAUUUCAUCACAUUUCAAUAAUCUAAAAUGGCUGAAAAAAUUCCAACAGCACAGAUACAGCCGUCUGUCAAAAUUGGUAACUACAAUUUAGGCCAAACAUUAGGAGUUGGAACAUUUGGGAAAGUGAAAAUUGGGGAACAUAUUAUAACAAAUCACAAAGUAGCAGUGAAAAUAUUAAACCGUCAAAAGAUUAAGAGCUUAGAUGUCGUCGGGAAAAUUCGCAGAGAGAUUGAAAACCUCACUCUCUUUCGACAUCCUCAUAUAAUUAAGUUAUAUCAAGUUAUUAGUACUCCAACUGAUAUUUUUAUGAUAAUGGAGUACGUAUCAGGCGGGGAAUUAUUUGACUAUAUUGUGAAACACGGAAAACUAAAAGAACAUGAAGCAAGACGAUUUUUUCAACAAAUUAUUUCUGGAGUAGAUUAUUGUCAUAGACACAUGAUUGUUCAUCGUGAUUUGAAGCCAGAAAAUUUACUGUUAGAUCAUAAUCUUCAUGUUAAGAUAGCUGACUUUGGUCUUUCCAAUAUCAUGAUGGAUGGAGAAUUUUUACGAACAUCCUGUGGUUCUCCAAAUUACGCGGCACCAGAAGUUAUUUCUGGUAAACUUUAUGCUGGUCCUGAAAUUGAUAUUUGGUCGUGCGGUGUUAUAUUAUACGCAUUACUUUGUGGAACACUGCCCUUCGAUGAUGAACAUGUACCAACAUUAUUUAGAAAAAUAAAAUCGGGUAUAUUUCCUAUUCCGGAAUAUUUGAAUAAAAGUGUGGUUAACCUUCUUUGUCAUAUGUUGCAAGUGGAUCCUAUGAAGCGAUCGACAAUUGAGGAUGUAAAAAAACAUGAAUGGUUUCAAAAAGAUUUACCGGCAUAUUUAUUCCCGCCUCAAGUAGAGCAAGAGUCCUCGGUCAUUGAUAUAGAUGCAGUGAAAGAAGUCUGUGAAAAAUUUAAUGUCAAAGAAGAAGAAGUUUACUCAGCACUUUUGAAUGGAGAUGCUCAUGAUCAAUUAGCAAUUGCUUAUCAUUUGAUAAUUGACAAUCAACGAAUUGCUGAUGAAGCAGCAAAGGCAGAAUACAAAGAUUUUUAUGUAGCAUCUAGUCCUCCACCACCACCACUUCCAAUUGCAGCAAGUUCAAGUGAUUCGAUAAACAGUCCGAUGAAGCCACAUCCUGAAAGAAUUGCUCCAUUCAGAGAGCGUUCUCAGUCAGCAAGUAUCCCAGCAGUGCCUCAAGGGAAUCGAGGAACACCUGUGAAACGAGCAAAAUGGCAUUUAGGAAUAAGAUCACAAUCUAGACCAAGUGAUAUAAUGAACGAAGUAUUUCGUACCAUGAAAAAUCUGAAUUUUGAAUGGAAAAUAAUCAAUGCUUAUAGUGUAAGGGUGCGUCGCAAAAACAAAUUAACAAACAGAUACAGUAAAAUGUCAUUGCAAUUAUAUCAAGUGGAUUAUAGAAGCUAUUUACUAGAUUUUAAAUCAUUACCACACGAUGAAAGUGAAAAUCUCGUGCGAGACCCCACACAACCAGCGUUACAACCAUCUGGUCAUCGCACAAUGGAAUUUUUCGAGAUGUGUGCUGCAUUAAUUACUCAUUUGGCGCGUUAAUAGCUUCUCCAUUAUGUAAAAUUUUUUUGUUUUAUCUUUUAUAAAACUUAACUGCAAAACUUAUCAAAUAUUUUCGAGUUGAUAAUAGCUACAUUUUUAAUUAAAACAUGAUGUGAAUCGUGUAUAUCAAAUAAAUUAUUUUAUUUUUAGCCAGUACAAAAUAUAGUCACAUCAAAACA